ACGUGAAACGCGGCGCUGCAACCGGGAAGUGACGUCAGACGGUGUUGAUGUUUUGCGGGACGGCUCCGGUUGUUUUUGUUCUCCGUUCACCUCGAAAACCGAUCAAUUAGUGGCGUUCAACGGGGUUUUCCGUCGCCUAACGGUCUACGGUCGAUCAGUUCACGAGACCGCGUGGCUCGGAGGCGGAGAAGCCGAAGAUUUAGCUCCAGAAAGGGAGGACUCGUCACCUCUUUGACCCCCCCCCCCCACACCACCAUGACGAUCCUCCCGAAGAAGAAACCCGGCUCCGCCGUCGGGGUCUCGGAUCACGCCGACGACAGCGACCGCCGGAGCGGUUCCGACCCACACCAGCAUCCGCACCCCCGGACCGGAGCCCGGCCCAGAGCUUCUCCGCCCCCGUGGUCUUACCAGCCCGCCCCGGCCUCCGCCAGGGAGGACAGGCGUAGCAUCGAGGCUAGUUCUCGGCCGCAGCAGGCCUCUCCCCAGCCUGGCGGCUCGGGGUCUCCCGUAGGACCGGGCGAAGGGAGAGACAACAGCGGCGGAAUAGCGGCUGGUUCCCGGGGUGAAGUGGUGGUGUCGGCCGGGGCUGGUUGUGGAGGAGGGAUCAGCAGCUGCUGCUCGGGGCCUGGGCUUAGCAAGCGGCGGCGACAGGCAGGCACUUGUUCCGGCGGAGUAGCCGCUCUCACCGGGGGAGGUCAGCCCGGGGUGACCGGCCAAGGAAGCAUUGGGUCCGGCGGAGAGACGGAGGAAGGAGCCGGUGGAAACAACAGCGAGGACGAGUAUGAGAAUGCCGCUCGACUGCAGUCGGUUGAUCCGGCGACGGUUGAGCAGCAGGAACACUGGUUUGAGAAAACCCUCGGAGAAAAGAAGGGUUUUGUCAUUAAAAAGAUGAAGGAAGAUGGUGCCUGUUUGUUCAGAGCAGUAGCUGACCAGGUGUACGGGGAUCAGGAUAUGCACGAAGUGGUUCGUAAGCACUGCAUGGACUACCUGAUGAAGAAUGCUGAUUACUUCUCCAACUACGUGACCGAGGACUUCACCUCCUACAUCAACAGGAAGAGGAAAAACAACUGCCAUGGCAACCACAUCGAGAUGCAAGCCAUGGCUGAGAUGUACAACCGGCCGGUAGAGGUUUACCAGGACGGCACAGAACCAAUCAACACGUUCCAUGGUAUCCACCAGAACAAGGACGAGCCAAUCAGAGUGAGCUACCACAGAAACAUCCACUACAACUCCGUGGUGAACCCCAACAAGGCCACGAUAGGGGUAGGGCUGGGCCUGCCUGCCUUCAAACCCGGGUAUGCCGACACGUCCCUCAUGAAGUCGGCCAUCAAGACGUCGGAGGAGUCGUGGAUCGAGCAGCAGAUGCUGGAGGACAAGAAGCGGGCGACGGACUGGGAGGCCACCAACGAGGCCAUCGAGGAGCAGGUGGCCCGCGAGUCCUACCUGCAGUGGCUCCAGGACCAGGAGAAGCAGGCCCGCCAGCCCCGUAAGGCCAGUGCUACCUGUAGUUCAGCGACGGCGGCGGCGUCCAGCGGGUUGGACGACUGGAGCGCCCGGUCACCGAGGCAACGGGACUCUGACCCCUCCCACUCUGACCCAGCAACCGCCCCGUCAACCACCAACAAACCACCCUCCCCAACGGGGGCGGGCCUCAGCCUCAACAAGCCCCCCUCUCCCUGUGCACCAGGUCCUAGUAACUCCAGCCGUCACCACCUGGAGUACAGAGCCAUCAUGCAGGAGAUGUCUCCCACAGCGUUUGGGCUGACGGACUGGGAGGACGAUGAGAUCCUGGCCUCUGUACUGGCCGUGUCCCAGCAGGAGUACAUGGACACCAUGCUGCCCCAGGGGACCACCACGCUGCACCGCGAGAGAGACGCCUCCCCCGACAGCAGCUGAUAGACUCACACAACGCACACAUCAAACCACGCACCACGACGAGCAGCCACGACCUCUGACCUCAUCACACACACACACACACACACACACACACACACACACACACACACACACACACACACACACACACACACACACACACACACACACACACUUACACAGAGAGAGAGAGAGACAGGGACAUGGUGAAUAAUAAACAUGUUGUUUGGAACGCAA
Gadus macrocephalus (Pacific cod) is the source of this 2112-nucleotide messenger RNA. RefSeq names its product OTU deubiquitinase 5a (gene otud5a). Gene Ontology annotation, molecular function: K63-linked deubiquitinase activity; cysteine-type deubiquitinase activity. Gene Ontology annotation, biological process: protein deubiquitination. Bases 256 to 1896 code for a protein of 546 amino acids. The transcript is spliced from 9 exons. The record is from RefSeq and is a predicted model, not a curated record. Lineage: Eukaryota; Metazoa; Chordata; Actinopteri; Gadiformes; Gadidae.